AAAUUUUUGCACUGAAAUUGUUUAAAAUCGAACGUUUGUACAAAAGAAGCCGCAAGGACUGUAGCUGAGCUUAUCCAUCACUCUUAACUCUCCUCAUCAAUGGCUGCGAAUCCCUUCGCUCUGCCCACCGAUCCUCGACUCCAAUCGCCGUCUCUUUACUUCACAGCUUUCACUUUCACCCAUUUCCCACUCACUAAGUUUUCUGGUUUGUCUCUCCGCCAAAGAUCUGCGAGCAAUCGCCUACUCCUCAGCUGCCGCUGCGGCGCUCUCGCUAUCAGUGGGAAUGACUCCACAAGCAUGUUUGCGGACUCGGGUAUAAUGUUGUUCUCGUUGCUUCAAGAAAUGGGGUUCAACGAGAAGGAUACUGAAGCACUUUUGAGUACAAAUGCAGCUCUUAGAUUUACGCCUUUCGAAUCUAUUCGUGCUAGAGUUCAGGUCCUGCAGUCUGCUGGAGUGAAUGGUCUUUCUCUUUCGAGAUUAAUUGUUAAACGACCAGAUGUAUUAACAGCUCAAGAAAUUGAUGCACUAUUGUGCUUUCUUGUUAAUGACGGUAAUCUAGAGUUGCAAGGGAAAAUUGAGCCCACCCAGAUUGAGCGGCUGUUGAAUGGGACAGACCCUGAAUUUCUGGUGGGAUUUGAGAGGAAAGUAAGGUUAUUGCUUCAGUUCGGAAUUCCCAAGGACAAGCUUGUUCAUGUGCUCAACACUGUUAAUUUGACCAAGGCCUUGUGUCUUAAAUCUGUGGAAGAAAUUGAGAGAAUGCUAGCUUUUUUGAACCGUUUUGGUGGGGCGGACUUGAUCCUUCGUCGUCCUGCCAUUCUCAAUUAUGAGUUGGAGACUCACUUAAUUCCAAGAAUUGGUUUUCUCUUGGAGUUGGGUGGGGGUGAUGAGAGUGCCACUGCCGCAGUUUUGCGUAAAUUCCCCUUUGUUUUGGCUUAUAGUGUAGACCAUUUAAAAGAUCAUGUUGAAUUCUUGAAUUCAUAUGUUGGGUUGAGCAAUGAGGAGAUUUUUAGGAUUGUCCUUGUUUACCCAAGUUUGUUCAGUGCCAGCAGAAAGAGGAAAUUGCAUCCAAGAAUCGAUUUUCUCAAGCAAUGUGGAUUGACUUCGCACGACAUAUAUAGGUUUCUGAUCAAAGCGCCCUUGUUUCUGAGCCUGUCAUUUGAGGAGAAUCUAGCAAAUAAGUUGGUUUUCUUGGUGAAGAUUGGGUAUGAGAACAGAACGAAGGAAUUGGCUCUGGCAAUGGGAGCUGUUACCAGGUGCAGCUGUAAAAAUUUACAAGAGGUUAUUGGAGUGUUCUUGAACUACGGACUGACUUGCGAGGACAUUUUAGAUAUGAGCAAGAAACAUCCGCAGGUAUUACAGUACAAUCAUGAGUCGUUAGAGGAGAAGCUGGAUUACUUGAUUGAGGAAAUGGGUCGUGAAGUUGGAGAGCUGUUGUCUUUUCCUGCAUUUCUUGGUUACAAGCUUGAUGGUCGUAUCAAACACAGGUAUGAAGAAAAGAGAAAGAUUUUAGGCGAAGGGAUGUCCAUCAACAAGCUACUGAGUGUAUCCGCGGCAAGAUUUUCAACCAAAACUAAAAGGACGGGACCUGUGAGUGUAAUCCAUGACCUAAAUGAAAGUGAAGAUAAAUGAGAAAGCCAGGACUUGCAGUUUAUUUGGCUAAUUGACUUAGGACUUCAAGUUACUUCAUUUUAAUUGUCAAUAUGAGGUUUGAGACAUCCAUCUCCAGUUCAAAUGCACCAAUGCUCUGGUUGUCCUUGAUGUUUCUCAAGUCGAAAGCUAUGGCAAAUUAUCUUAUUGUGAAUGAACUAUAUAAGAAAAUGAUUGCUGAUAUUCAAGUGAAAGAGAUCAGAGUGCUGCUUAUGGAAAAAUAAGAUGAGACACAUCGCAGCAAAUGAAGUCACCUCUUGUGCAGAAACAAACCCUACAGAAAACCUAUUUACAUGUUCUGCGUGGUGGUCUGUGGUAGGACAACAUCUAGAUCGUUUUGAAAUUAGCAUGUUGAUAACAGCAGUCCUCAGAGGACAAUAGCAAUUGUUUAUAUAUUGAUUUUUGUAAUUCUGUGAUAUCCUGCUUUUACUAAUGUACCUAAUAUUCGAUGGCUAUAUUCUUGUAUACUUAAAGACGAGGCCUCCUCCUACCGGUUCCAAGUGCCCUGUACAAGAGACAUGCUUUAAUUCUAUAUUGGAUUCAUGCUCA
Messenger RNA from Sesamum indicum (sesame), 2196 nucleotides. It is a transcript of the gene PTAC15, whose product is annotated as plastid transcriptionally active 15. The record is from RefSeq and is a predicted model, not a curated record. Gene Ontology annotation, biological process: regulation of DNA-templated transcription. NCBI's taxonomy places the organism in Eukaryota, Viridiplantae, Streptophyta, Magnoliopsida, Lamiales, Pedaliaceae. Gene Ontology annotation, molecular function: double-stranded DNA binding.